Messenger RNA from Salvia miltiorrhiza (redroot sage), 4129 nucleotides. RefSeq lists its product as uncharacterized. NCBI's taxonomy places the organism in Eukaryota, Viridiplantae, Streptophyta, Magnoliopsida, Lamiales, Lamiaceae. The transcript is spliced from 3 exons. Gene Ontology annotation, molecular function: zinc ion binding; nucleic acid binding. The record is from RefSeq and is a predicted model, not a curated record. The coding region runs from base 1114 to 2178 and encodes 354 amino acids.
CUGAGGCAGAUUUGGUGUCUGUUGCAAAACAACCUCUUAAGAGCUCAAGUUGUUGAAUUAUUUUCUAUGUAUCAAAGUUUAUUUUAAAGGAUGUUUCAUGAAAGAUUUAGUAUAUGUGCGUAACAAGUUUGGGACUAUUUAUUUUAAAUGAGGUCCGUUCUUUAUUUAAAUUAUGAUGGACUUUUAAUGAAUAUUUUUGGGAUUAAACUCUUAUUUCUUGAUUUAUAUAAAUUAUUUUUUUUAAGGACUUAUAAAUAUGAAUUUCGUAGGCCUACUGACCUACUGUGAUCGACGGUUUGUCGAUGUCUAAUAGCUUUGAAAAUUUUAUAGCAAGUCCUGACAUGAGUCUUGAGUACCCUGGUAAAAUUUCAAGCCAUUCCAACUUCGUUUGAUACUUCUUUAAAAUGCAAAACCUAAACUGCACAUUACUACCGAGAAUUUCAGAAAACAGAUGAAAGAGUCAUUUAUUUCAGUAGCUUCCUGUGUGAUCUAGCUUUCCAAAUUUUUAUGGUAUUCACCUUAUUGUGUUAGCUAGAUAUCCACCAAAGUUGAGCCCAGUUUGACAACGUUUACUAUUUUUAAAAAAUCCAAGUUUUCGAUUGUUCAAAACUGCCGAACAUGGUAGAUCGUGGUAAAAACGUCAUAUCUCUCAAACCACUUGGAGUUUCGACUCUACUUUUUUUUAUAUGAAACUAGAUUCGAAGAUCUUUCUUUCAGUAUGAGUCUCGAGUCCAGGAGAUGUCGGAGUCAGAACAGAUUAAAUUUUGAAGUUGAGUCAGUGUAAAAACAGAGCAUGUUUUAAUGAUGUUUUUGGACUUCGGACUUUAAAGCGAACUAUUAUCAUUUAUUUCUUUAAAGCCACUGGUUUAUUUAAUUAAUUGGCUACUCUCUUUUGAGCCUAUUAAUUAUUUGAGGUUACGCUAGUAAUGAUGUAACGAAUUAUGGAUGCUAAAACCCUAAAACACUAAAAGAUACCCUAGGCACGUAGAAUUAGACUUUGUCUUAUGACAAUUACUUCACGAACUUAUCGACUCUUCAUCAAUGAAGGUCCGGGCGACAGAAAGUGAAGCCGAAGAAGAAACGACUCCACGCCAGCUUUAAGAACAAUUGAGAAUGCCGCCUAAGAGAGGACGCCCUGCGAAAAACAAUAACAAUCGCAGAAACCGUAACGCUGUACCCGAAGAACCACAAGAUGCUCGAGGACAUAACCCAUCCCCUCCGCCUCCGACUACGAGAGUCGAAGAACUCUUUUUAAGGCAAAAUCCACCUACGUUUGACGGAACGAGUGAACCGGCUGAAGCUGAGAUUUGGGUGCGUGCAAUGGAACGCAUUUUCAACUUUCUACGUUGUACUGAUGAGGAGCGCCUAUCUUGCGUCUCUUUCCAACUAACAGGAUCAGCUGACUUCUGGUGGGAAGCACGUCGAAAAAUUCUGACACCUGAACAAUGGGCAAGUUAUACUUGGGAAGAUUUUAAGACGGGAUUAUAUGAUAAAUAUAUUCCGAAAAGCUAUAGGAAGAAGAAAGAAGCUGAGUUCUACGAGUUGAAGCAAGGAAAUAAAUCUGUGGUUGAAUACGACAAGGAAUUCUGCAACCUGUCUAGGUUUGCUCCGCAACAAGUGGACACAGAUGAGAAGAUGGCAGAGAAAUUUUGUGCCGGUCUACGGUACGAAAUUAAGAUGGCUCUAGCAAGCCACGGAGGACUCUCAUACACGGAGUCUCUGAACAGGGCACUUGACGUUGAAGCUGCAAUGCCGUCGGACAAGUCAGCCCCAUUGUUGAUCUCAACGCCAAAUGAUCCACCAGUAGCCUCACAUACUCUCAAAGGGAAGCGCAAGUGGGACAACAACGAAGACAAUAUCAAUCAGACUAGUAAGAAAGUGUGGCAAGAAUAUGAACGGGCCGAACAGUUUAUUCAACCAAGGCACGAGGCACAGACUAACCUCGAGCGAACUGGGGGUAACCAAGGUCAGAAAGGAGUUUUACCUUGCCCAAAUUGUGGUAAGAUGCAUAGGGGUAUUUGUCGGGCUGGAACUAACGGUUGUUACAAUUGUGGCCAAAAAGGUCACUACUCCACGCAAUGCCCCAAUAGACAACGAGGUUCAGCAGUUGGGAACACCCGCACCCCCUUGCCAGCAAUACGUGGACACUUGCGAAAUCAGCCUCAAUCACAUCAGUGAAAAUCUUAUGGAGACACCGCAGACAAGAAAAGCUACGUGGGAGCUUGAAAACAAGAUGAAGGAAAAAUACCCCGAAUUGUUUUAGCAGAGAUAUGCAAAUUUCGGGACGAAAUUUUUGUUAAGAGGGGUAGUAUGUAGUAGCCCGCUCUUUUAUUUAUGAUAAAAACUAGUAAAUGCAAUUUUUUAUAAAUGAAUCCAGUUUAUGGUUCUGAUUUUUUUAUCAGAGGCAGAGUUAUUAUUCUAGCGUUAUAUUUUUAUAACGUAUGAAAAAAAAAAAAAAAAAAAAAAAAACGCGACGAGGAUUAUUGAGCAAUCAAUAAUUAUUAUUUCCAAGUUAUAACUGACUUAGCAAAGUCAUGUUAUUUAUUAAUCGAGAAACAGAAGCAGUUAUAUUUUAUUAGUGCUACUAGAAGUCGAGAAAUUAUUCCGACUGCAACGCAAAUUCAAUCUACGGAUUUAAUCUAGAUUCAUAUUACUGUAUUAGCAUCACCAAGGCAUGAGGAUAUAAUUCAUUUAUUCAUCAAUCUCAUUCUCAUACUUUACAAACUCUUAUAACCAAUUACAGUUUCACCUAUCAAUGCUAUGAAGUAGAUACAUGAAUAUGUUAGACAUAUAUGUAAGCAUACAAUCAUCAUUAUUUUUUUCCACUCCCUAAUGUCUCCUACACUAUACACGCAUAAUCUCCACUUCUCCACUCCACCAACUAUCUCCACCACCUUUUGCUUUCUUCCACUACAUUUUUUCUCACCACCCUUUCCACUCCACUAAUUCCACUACACCAAACUUUCCACCUACUCCCUUCCCCACCACACGCAAGAAUGCAUCUAACAUUCCAUUAUACAGGCAACAAUCUUUUCAUCAUCUUCAUUCUUCACUAAGGAACCGAAGAGCAGCCACGAGUUCUGCCAUAAGCACACUGCUCCGGCAGUGUUUUGCAAGGCGAUUCCAGCCAUCCAAAAGGUCCGGGCGACAGAAAGUGAAGCCGAAGAAGAAACGACUCCACGCCAGCUUUAAGAACAAUUGAGGUGGGCAAUUUCUUACGCGUAAAUAAAAUGCUAUGCAAGUGUUAUGCUUUAAAAUGCAAAUUGGAUCUUCAAGUAUGGUAUGCUUUAUUACGCUUAAAUGAGUUAAGCUUUAUUAUGAUGCACAUUAAAUGAUUACGCUUAUUUACGCUUGAAUGCUUUACGCUGAUAAGUUUAUGCUUAUGUUUGAUGCUUGCGUCUGUUGGGGGAGGCCUCCCUCAACAGUACGAUGCCGUGUCCGCUGAGGAGGGCCUUCCUCACGGCGCGAUGCCCGUGUCCGCUGAGAGAGGCCUCUCUCGCGGCGCGAUGCCAGUAUGCCAGUGUUACAGCGUCUAUUGGGGGAGGCCUCCCUCAAUAGUACGAUGCCGUGACCGCUGAGGGAGGCCCCCUUCACGGCGCGAUGCCCGUGUUCGUUGGGGAAGGCCUUCUCCACGACACGAUGCGUGUUUAUGAUUAUUGAUGAUGAAGAAUGCGCUCAUGCUAUUUAUGAAUUUGGAAAUGUUUAAUGAGCAAAGGAUUUGAAAGAAACUUAUGCCUCUUAUGCGAUGUUGUGAAAUUGUUAAUGAUGUUAUGUUAUAUGCUUGGCAACUGCCCACUAAGUACUCUUGUACUUAGCCUUUCGAUGUUUAUGUUUGUGCAGGUUGAGCUGUGAUGGACGAUGAAGUGUUGUUGCUGAGUAGAGUUUUUGUCGAACUUAAAGUAGGCUCAGAAAGGAUACAUGUCUUCAUACAUGUAUCUCAGUUAUGCAUUCCGCUGUAAACACUGAUUAUUUCAGUUACACCUUCCGUUGCAAACUCUGAUAAUGUUUUAGCCAAGCCCCUAACGAUGCCUUUUUCCUUUUUAAGGAAUAUAACGCGUAUACAAGUUCUUUGAGUACCCUUUUUAUGCGAACUAUGCCUUUUUCCUUUUUAAGGAAUAUUUCACGCGUA